Seminavis robusta is the source of this 2337-nucleotide messenger RNA. The record is from the annotation of a GenBank genome assembly. NCBI's taxonomy places the organism in Eukaryota, Bacillariophyta, Bacillariophyceae, Naviculales, Naviculaceae.
AUGACGACGAACGAGAAAGACAAGAAGCCUGAGAUUUUGAGCACAUCAUCAUUCGAAGAGGAAACUGUCGAACCCACAGAAACAACGGCACCAUUGGAUGAAUCCGCCCAGACCGUGGAUACAAAACAAGAAGAAGAAGAAGCGGACUUGGAAGCCGGAGAAUUCGGUAAAAUCAAACUUGUGAAGACGAAGGAAGGGUACCACCAGGCUGUGGGAGCUUUCAAUUACACGAGCUCAACACCCUCACAAUCUGAUUCCGUGCUUCCGCCAGCCAAGCGCCUUAGCGUUUCUUCCUCCCGCGGCCCAACUGAAGAUGCCCAGCCCAACGAGGAAGCCUACGUGAUUGAGCAAUCGCCAGAAAUCGAAGAUGGCUGUGAACCUCCAUCAACCCUAGCCCGUGGCAUUAAUGUUGCGAGGAUGUACAACGUGCAGCCGGGUGCCUUUCCCCUUGGUGGAACCAGGGCGUCCAUAGAAGAAGAUGGACCCAGUGCGUCCAUAGAAGAUGGACCCAGUGCGCCAAUUGAGGAGGGACCGGGUGCGUCCAUAGAAGAUGGCGCCAGCUCUGGUCAUGAAGCCUCCACUACCAGUUCCAUGUCUAUAGAAGUCCACAGCAAUAACUGCUUGGCUGUAGCCAAUUUGGUUUUGGAAGAUUGUGAUCUCCAGACUGCCAGACCACAUAUUGAAGGCACCAUUGCCAAUGCUGGUACCUCCAACGAGAGACAAAACCAUGUUUCAAAGCGUUGCAAAACCACUCUCCUUCUUGGGGCUAUUCUGAUAAUUGUAAUUGUCUUCAUUUUCAUUGCCGUUCUGAUCUCAGCUCAAAAGGAGUAUAUGGCGGAUUUUGCACCAGCUGAAAUGGCUAGCAGCACCCCGACUCAAGCUCCUACAUCAGCAAGUGACUACAUGUUCAAAUUGCUUCCACCGGAGACGACCUUCAAGAUCUCGGAGGAGCCAGAGUCGCCCCAAGCAAUGGCAUUCGAUUGGCUCAUGGAGGACUACAGUAAUUUGCCAAACCUUCCAUAUGAGAGGAUCAUGCAGAGAUUUGUCCUUGCCACUCUGUAUCAUGCCACAGGCGGUUACAGCUGGAACGAUGAUACAAACUGGCUUGAUCACAGUAUCCAUGAAUGCACCUGGUUCAACAAGCCAAGCUUUGCAAGAAAAGAUGUCCUAUCUCAAUUGUUUACUGGCUAUCUAUCAGAUUUCUAUCCUCCCACUGAGCUCCAACCAACAGCUUGUAAUCAUGAGGGACUCUAUGAACACCUGUGGUUGGAUCAAAACAAUCUGGGUGGCACCUUGCCAGAGGAGCUCUACCUGCUGACAUCCCUGAAGACAAUGUCCUUUUCAUCCAACCAAAUGCAGGGCACCAUCUCCAGUCUCAUUGGACAACUCAGCUCAUUAGAGGGGGCAGCAAUAAGCUAUCUUCAGAAUGCAGGAUCAAUCCCAUCUGAAAUUGGCUUGCUCGCAGAUUUGAGAGUGCUAGCUUUGAAUGACAACAAUCAUAAGGGAUCAAUUCCAUCAGAACUCUGGCAGCUUUCAAAUUUGAGCACAUUGAUUUUGAGCCGCAACCCAGAGCUGCAAGGGACUAUUCCAUCCAUAAUUGGUUCUGUUGCAAACUUACGAUGGCUUCUUUUGGAUGAAGCAGACCUCUCUGGUUCCAUUCCCAAAGAGAUUGGUCUUACCACUUCCCUUGAAUGGAUGGUUUUGUACAUGAACCAUUUGUCCGGACGUCUCCCUAGUGAGGUCAGCAAGUUGUCGAAUCUGCGGCUCCUUUCCCUAUAUCAAAACAUGCUAGAAGGACCCCUGCCCACACUGUUGGGGGGAAUCCGAUCUCUUUCUUUGGUUGCCUUGAGAGAUAAUCUCUUUUCAGGUCCAGUGCCAAGUGAACUUGGUCUCCUCACAAACUUGGCUGUGACCCUCAAUCUGCGGAAUAAUGAACUCUCUGGAGCCAUUCCAUCAGAGCUUGGGCUCUUGUCAGGUCUGAUGGAGCUAGAACUCAUGAGCAACAAGCUCACUGGGCAGAUUCCCAGUGAGUUUGGCCAGCUCCAGUCCAUGGGUCAGCUGACAUUUUCCAACAACUCCCUUUCUGGGACUGUGCCUCAGGAGCUGUCAGAUCUGCAAAACACCCUCCACACUUUGAAGCUUGAAGGAAACCAAAAAUUAUCGGGGUCCAUACCAGCAGGAGUUUGCAACAUGAAUGGCACCUGCAUUGGCACUUUUGUUGACCCAUGUGAAGGUCCCCAUGGGUUGUCUUUUGACCGCUCUGGGUCACUUUGUGGCUGUGGCUGCCCUUGUGGGGUAGACGAAGUAGCUCCCAUGGGAACGGACCCCUCUAACUAG